Messenger RNA from Mytilus californianus (California mussel), 1522 nucleotides. Its product is annotated as zinc finger protein OZF-like. Gene Ontology annotation, molecular function: RNA polymerase II transcription regulatory region sequence-specific DNA binding; DNA-binding transcription factor activity, RNA polymerase II-specific. Gene Ontology annotation, cellular component: nucleus. The coding region runs from base 146 to 1504 and encodes 452 amino acids. The record is from RefSeq and is a predicted model, not a curated record. NCBI's taxonomy places the organism in Eukaryota, Metazoa, Mollusca, Bivalvia, Mytilida, Mytilidae. The transcript is spliced from 2 exons. Gene Ontology annotation, biological process: regulation of transcription by RNA polymerase II.
UGAAAACUGUUUCGACAAACUCUGAAAAUAUUAUUUAAUAGAGGAAGAAAACUCAUAAGAUACAUUGCAAUUGUUAAAAACAAAGGCUUGAAAUAUUGAAAUCAGACCACAGACAAGUUCAAAUUUAUACCAUAGCCGACAAAAAAUGGCAGAAACAAAUAUAAAUUCUGAUAAUGACGAUAAAGCUGGUUUGACAGUUAUCUCCCUUGAUCAAACUCAGACUACAGGUACACAUAUUGGCGAUAAAGUUAGUUUGACAAUUAUAUCCCUUGAUCAAACUCAGACUACAGAGAAAAUUGAUAUUUGUAAUGUGUGCGGUAAAGAGUAUCAUACUGCUUUUAAUCUAGAUUCACAUAUCAGAACCUAUAGUGGCUUUGAAACUUAUAAAUGUGUAGAGUGUUGUAAAAUAUUGAGCACUGAAGAGACCUUGCAGACAAAUGGAACAAAUACAUGUGAUCAACCUGAUAAAUUGCACACUGGUGAUAAACCUUUUGAAUUGAAUAGUUUUGGUAAAGAUUUUAGUGAUAGUGCUCGUGUGUGCAGACACGUGAAAACACAUACUUGUGAUCAAUAUUAUAAUUGUGAUGUAUGUGGUACAGGUUUUAAUCAGAGCAAGGACUUACAGAAACACAUGAGAAUACAUACUGGUGAUAAACCAUAUACAUGUGGUGUUUGUGGUAAAGUGUUUAAUCGGUUUUAUGAUCUACAGGUACACAUGAGAACACAUACUGGAGAUAAACCUUAUAAAUGUGAUGUAUGUGGUAAAAGGUUUAGUCAGAUUUCCCACUUACAGGCUCACAUGAGAACUCAUACUGGAUAUAAACCUUAUAAAUGUGUUCCUUGUGGUAAAUGGUUUCAUCAGCUUGGUACAUUACAGAGCCACACGAGAGCAUGCACUGGAGAAAGGCCAUAUGAAUGUGAUGUAUGUGGUAAAACUUUUAGUGACAAAAGUAAUAUGCAUAAACACAUGAAAAUACACACUGGAGACAAACCACAUAAAUGUCAUGUAUGUAGUAAAGGGUUUAGUCGGGCUGAUAGCCUUAAGAAACACAUCAGAACACACUCUGGUGAGAAACCUUUUACAUGUGAUGCAUGUGGUAAGGGGUUUAGUCAGGGUACGCAUCUGACGAGACACACGAGAACACACACAGAACAUAAACCUUCUAAAUGUAAUGCAUGUGGUAAAGUGUUUAGUCAGCUUGGAACCUUACGGAACCACAUGAGAGAAUGCAUUGGAGAUGGAUGUCAUAAAUGUGAUGUAUGUUGUAAAGGAUUCAAUCGGGUGGAUAGCCUCCGAACACACAUAAGAACACAUACUGGAGAUAAUCCUUUUGUAUGUGAUGUUUGUUGUAAAGAUUUCACUAGAAGGAAUGACCUUUUGAGACAUAUGAGAACACAUACUGGUGAAAGACCUUAUAAAUGUGAUGUAUGUGAUAAAAGAUUUAGUCUGGAACAUAACCGAGAGAGACACAUAAGAACACAUACAGUAGAUAAACCUGCAUAAAUGUGAUAUAUGUGGUAA